CGGCCUCUAUUUCAAUUUUUUCAUCCCGCGCCUAUCCAACUUCACAGUCUCGCUUGCUAUUUCAAAUACCAAAUCAAUUAUUAGUACCUGCAAUCUCAAUCUCUUCCUUAUAACUCUCAUCUCGAUAGUCUUAUAAGUUUCAAAUUCUCCAUCUUGAUUUCGCCGGCUGCAUCAGUUGUCGAUUAAGCAAUUCCUAGGGUUCAUACGAAAAGAGGGCUUGUUCAAAUUGUUGUCGUGAUUGCAUCAAUUUGUUGGGUGAUUCUUCGGUUGCCAAACUAGGGUUCAUACGAAAAGAGGGCUUUCUCAAAUUCCUGUUUUUUUGCAUGUAGGCAGGAUAGAAAUCUAUCUGUUGGUUAAUCAUGGUAUAAAAAUCAAAGAUUCUGAUCUAAAGUUCAUAUGCUCUACUUCAGAACAGUAGUUACCUUGUAAGUUAGCGGUGAUUAACCAGGAAAAGAGCUGCACCCUCUUUACCUUGACUCGUAGUAAUAAGUCACUGACCUGCAUGUUAGGUUCAUAGCACAGGAUUCUUCUAGCUUCUCAGCCGUCGCGUUGGAACUACUCAUUUUUUUAGGAAUUCAUCAUGGUUGUCACCAGAUCAAUGUCUGGAACAUCGAAGACAACUGAUACCAAUGCCAAGAUUUCUGUGAAUCACAAUGCUGCCACCAAGAAAACUGAUACCAAUACCAAGAUUUCUGUGAAUCACAAAGCUGCUAAGAGACCAAGCAAAAGAGAAAAGUCUCAAAGGACUGAGAAAGUUGACGGCGGGUUUUAUGGGAAGACCUGCGUAAUUAAGGACGGCUGGCCAUUGGACUUGGACGCUUUUACCAUAUUCAUGAGGAAUGACUAUCUGAAAAAAUAUUAUCGGAAUCGUCCACCACCAACCUAUGGAAUAAUACCAUUUGAGGUCUCUUGUGCUGGACAAUUAGAAUGGAGAGGCAUGAGUGCUAAAGACAAAGCUCCGUUUCGAAAAUUGGCCAGAGAAAUGAGGGCUGAAGGACGUAGCUUUUUCAGUUUUUAGGUUGUAGCCUAUAUUGAUGCCAGCAUCAGAGGAAUCCUGAAACAAAGUUGCUACCUCAGAAGGCUUAAGUUUCAUGCUGCAGACAAUGAUUUGUAUUUUCUAUUUUUAUUUUCACAUUAGGACCAGUUAGUAGUUUUCAUUUCUGUUGGAUGCUCGGAGCCUCAAGCCAUCUAAUGUAAUUGAUGGGUACUUAUUAGGAUUGCAACUUUUUUUAAUAUUCAGAUGUUUGCAUUCUCAUGGUUA
This is a messenger RNA of Daucus carota subsp. sativus, 1261 nucleotides long. RefSeq lists its product as uncharacterized. The record is from RefSeq and is a predicted model, not a curated record. NCBI's taxonomy places the organism in Eukaryota, Viridiplantae, Streptophyta, Magnoliopsida, Apiales, Apiaceae. The coding region runs from base 581 to 1018 and encodes 145 amino acids. The transcript is spliced from 11 exons.